AUGGACUCAGAAUAUGAAUAUUGUUUUGAUCCCAUUUUCUGCUGGUGGGAUUACGAAAACGCUCGUCUUCCCUCAGGCUACGAUCCGGUUUGGAGUUACCUUGCCAUUAAGACUGCACUACAGAGGUUGGGAUAUCAUGGUAAAUUGAGGGUGGAAAUGGUUGCUGUCAAGGAAUAUCUUCACCUUGAUACCAUUCAACGCCUGAAGCAACCUGGUCAAGACCUAGCUGUCAAGGAAGAUCUUGACCUUGAAACCAUUCAGCGUCUAAACCAAAUUCGUGAAGACUUAGCGCAAACGAGUAUCGCUUUUAUCCCUGCCGAUCAUACCGGAUCACAAGCAAGCGAUGACAAGAUUCGUGUUAGAAUUAAGUCUUGGGCAAAGACGUGUUCAGGACCUGCUGUAGCAGUUAUUAUAGCCUCAGAUACUGGCUACACAGAACAGAUAAGGCAGCUAAGAGGCAAGGGUUUCAUCACCGAAAAAGUAUUGUUUAAGAGUGUUAAAUGCAACCCUCGUUCAAAGGUAGAGGAGGAGCUAUGGAGCUCACUAACGCUUGGUUCGCCAAUGCUCAAUGAUAUGACGGUUGAAGGUAGGAUAGCUUGGGAGUACCAAGGUUGGAAGACUCUGAUCGAAAAGACAGAUAAUAGAGCCCGGUUCAACAUAGAACAAAUCCGCGAGGUUUAUGAUGCUUUCCUAUUUAACUUUCCACUGUGUAUUGACCACUGGGAAAAGUAUGCGUGUCACGAGGGACGGUUAACCAUACUGGAGAACCUGCUGAAUGUUUAUGAACGAGCAAAACACGAAGCCACAUACUCAGUGGAGCUGUGGAUGAAUUACUGCAGAUUCGCUGUGGACACAUUUGGAGAAGAUGCAAAGACUAUCAGAGUUAUUUUUUACCAAGCGUUGUCUUUCGUCGGUAAAGACUUCAAUUCUUCUGCAUUGUGGCAAGAUUUGAUUGAGUAUGAGAGGAACCUCGCCAAAUGCGAUUUUGACCGAUAUUGGCUCCCACUUAUUAAGAUUCACCUCAAGAUAUUGAAGAGUCCUCCUAUUAAAGAUCACAUUCAGUUUGCUUCCACAUUUCAAACACUAGCUUAUCAUAUGACUCAUGAGGCAUUUGAAGCAAACGCUCCUGCCUUUGAUGCUAGAGGAUUGAGCAUGGAGCAAUUCUUCUCCAGGGAAAAACAGCUGUUUCAAGGUAAGAAGGAGUUGAGGGCUACUAUAGAGCACUUUGAAAUGCAUAUUCAAAGGCUCUCUUUCGAUGUGUGCCCUCUCACUCAAGCAGAGCUGGUGCAUUGGCAUCAAUAUUUGGACUUCAUCGACAAUGAGCAAGACGUGGACAAGGUAUACAAGCUGUAUGAAAGAUGUUUAAUUGUCUGCGCAAACUACCCUGAAUACUGGAUUCGAUAUGUAUCAAGAAUGAAAGCGAGAGGAAAGAUGGACCGUGCUAACAACGCCCUUGCUCGAGCAACUCAAGUGUUUGUCAAGAGACACCCAGAAAUUCACUCUUUUGCCGCUCAAGUAAACGACCAUAACGUAAAUGAGCAGAAUGUUGUGGAUUUAGCUGAGCACUUCUUACGUCACCGGUUUCUCUCUUCAGGAUGGAACCAUGGCUACUGA
Messenger RNA from Microthlaspi erraticum, 1614 nucleotides. Lineage: Eukaryota; Viridiplantae; Streptophyta; Magnoliopsida; Brassicales; Brassicaceae. The record is from the annotation of a GenBank genome assembly.